Lodderomyces oxycetoniae is the source of this 987-nucleotide messenger RNA. RefSeq names its product putative phosphomutase. Bases 1 to 987 code for a protein of 328 amino acids. Gene Ontology annotation, cellular component: cytoplasm. Lineage: Eukaryota; Fungi; Ascomycota; Pichiomycetes; Serinales; Debaryomycetaceae. The record is from RefSeq and is a predicted model, not a curated record. The transcript has a single exon. Gene Ontology annotation, molecular function: phosphatase activity.
AUGUCCUCUUCAUCGCUAGCCCCGUCUCCGAACUCGUUAGACAUCUUAGACUCGCAAAUAGACCCAAAAUAUAGAGAUGCAUAUUCCAUUAAGUUACACCAGUAUCAUUUGGAGAAUCCCAAUUGUUGGGAGUUCAGUAUUGUUCCUGGCAUGUUCAAACAAUCUGAUCCCGACACAGACGAAUCCAAAUUCAACUAUUUAGAUGAACAUUUUGGGAAAAUAGGUUCGUGGGAUGCGAUAGUUGAACGAUUAAAUCAGUUGAAUCUGGAAUCUUGUCAAGAUGAACAAUACAAGAUUCUAUUUCUUUUUCGUCAUUAUGCCGGGUACCACAAUUUAGCGCAUUUGAAAUAUGGAGACGAUGCAUGGAAUAACUAUUGGUCAAAAAUUAAUGGAGACGACGAGAUGACUUGGGGUCCAGAUGCUAAUUUGACAAUGGAGAGUAUCGAAACAGCGAGAAAGAAUAGUAAAUUGAUCGCGCAAGAGCUAAGUAAUAAUAAUGCUUCAAAUAAGUCAUUGAUCAUGCCAAACAGAUUGUAUGUGUCGCCAUUAUCUAGAGCCAUUGAUACUUUGUACUAUACGUGGGAUCCAAUAUUAGAUUUGAAAAAGGUCCAGCCCAAGAUUCAAGAGAAUUGGAGAGAAACUAUGGGUAUACAUACAUGUGAUAAACGAUCAACUCGCUCAAUAAUAAACCAAAGGUUUACAGGUAAAGGGUUUGAAAUUGAAUCGAGUCUAACAGAAGAGGAUGAAUUAUACCAGGAUGAUUACAGAGAAACCGUUGAUGAACAAGCCAUGCGGAUGAAUUCGGCAUUGCAAGAAUUAUUUUCUGAAUGUGGCAAGGAUGAAUCUAUCAUUGGUAUAACUAGUCAUAGUGGGAGUAUAAGAACCCAGUUGAUGGUUUUGGGUCAUAGGUCAUUUGCUGUUCAAACUGGUGGAAUGGUGCCUGUUUUUGUCAAAGCUUUGAGAAGAGGAAACAUUGAGAAAUUAUGA